Messenger RNA from Rhea pennata, 3534 nucleotides. RefSeq names its product regulator of G protein signaling 14 (gene RGS14). The coding region runs from base 123 to 1877 and encodes 584 amino acids. The transcript is spliced from 15 exons. Gene Ontology annotation, molecular function: microtubule binding; G-protein alpha-subunit binding; GTPase activator activity. NCBI's taxonomy places the organism in Eukaryota, Metazoa, Chordata, Aves, Rheiformes, Rheidae. Gene Ontology annotation, biological process: regulation of G protein-coupled receptor signaling pathway; cell division; signal transduction. The record is from RefSeq and is a predicted model, not a curated record. Gene Ontology annotation, cellular component: plasma membrane; cytoplasm; nucleus.
AAGAGGUAGUGGCAGAGCUGCGCGAGGCUGGCAGCGCUGCGCCCUCGCCCCGCGCGGCCGCCGGGGAUGCUGCGGGGGCGCAGGCCGCGGCGCUAGCCCGCUCCGGCCCCGGCGCGCCAGGCAUGCAGGGCAAGGCCAAGCUGCUGCUGGUCCAGAACGGCCGCAUGGGCCCAGCGGUAUCGGAUGGAGAGUUAAAUGCCUCCAGGGCCCGUGGCAGCAACCACAGUGUGAAUAGCCUGCCAGGACCACAGACCACAUGCAGCUCCACGCAGAAGUCCGUGGUCAGCUGGGCCGAAUCCUUCGAGACACUGCUCCAAGAUCGUGUGGCUGUCACCUACUUCACCGAGUUCCUCAAAAAGGAGUUCAGUGCUGAGAACGUCUACUUCUGGCAGGCAUGCGAGCGCUUUCAGCAGAUCCCGGCCAGCGACACACAGCAGCUGGCACGGGAGGCCCGGCGGAUCUACGACGAGUUCCUCUCCAGCCACUCGGUGAGUCCCGUGAACAUUGACAAGCAGGCCUGGAUUGGGGAGGACAUGCUGGCCACCCCAUCCCCGGACAUGUUUCGCAUCCAGCAGCUCCAGAUCUUUAACCUGAUGAAGUUUGACAGCUACACGCGUUUUGUGAAAUCCCCACUCUACCAGGCCUGUUUGAGGGCAGAGAGCCAGGGACAGCCCCUACCAGACCUGCGGCCCCACUCCCGGAGCAGUAGUCCCCCACCCGACCUCAGCAAGAAGUCAAAGCUGAAGCUGGGCAAAUCCCUGCCACUGGGUGUGGAGGCAGCAGGCAGCAACACCAAAAGCAGCCCACGCCGGUCCUUCAGGAAGGGGGAGCGAAGGGAGCCCUCAUGGGCAGAGGGGGGAGAAGGCAGUGGAAGUGCCAUGCUAUGGCGGGAGUCCCAGGGCUCUCUGAACUCCUCAGCCAGCCUGGACCUUGGCUUCCUGUCCUCUACCAGCACAACCACCAGUCCCUGGACAGAGAGCCACCGGAAAAGCCUGGGAGGUACUGAGGCAGAGCCGCAGGCCAAGCCCAUGAAGUACUGCUGUGUGUACCUGCCGGACGGCACGGCCUCUCUGGCCUCUGUGCGGCCUGGCCAGUCCAUCCGCGACAUGCUGGCUGGGAUAUGUGAGAAGCGUGGCUUCAGCCUUCCUGACAUCAAGGUCUAUCUGGUGGGGAAUGAGCAGAAACCGCUGGUGCUGGACCAGGAGUGCUCUGUAUUGGCAGACCAGGAGGUGAAGCUGGAGAACAGGAUAAGUUUUGAGCUGGUAAUUUCCUCCCUCAAUAAGACCAUCCGCAUCACAGCAAAGUCAACCAAGCGCAUCCGGGAAGCACUGCAGCCUGUGCUGGGGAAAUACGGGGUGAACGUGGAGCUGGUGCUGCUGCGGCGGCAAGGCGAGCCUGGGGCCCUGGACCUGGAGAAGCUGGUUAGCACAGUGGCUGCUCAGAAACUUGUCCUGGAAACACCAGCAGAUGCAAAAGUGAUGGAUAGUGCUGAGGCUGCAGCUGCCCCCUCCCCACUCCAGAGCGAGGAGGGAAGCCCGACAGGAACAGAGGCUGACACACUGUGGGAGAUGCCCUCCUCCUUCUCCAGGCCCCGGUCAUCAGCUGCUACAAACAUGAACCGGCGCACGUACGACCUGGAAGGGCUGGUGGAGCUGCUGAAUCGUGCCCAGAGCUGCAGGGCCAACGACCAGCGUGGGCUACUCUCCAAGGAGGACUUGGUCCUGCCUGAUUUCCUCCAGCUCCCAGGGCAGAAUGACAGAGCCUGUGAGGGGUCAGAUCAGCCAUGCAACCCUCAUGCAGGCUCCAAAGGAGAUGGCCAGCCUCAAUCCACAGAGCCAACACCAGCUCAACCGCCAGCUGACUACGAGCCCCGCUGAGUCCUGCUGCACGUCUGCACCCAGCACGUGGUACCCCCAGGCCAUGGCAGGGUCCAACACAGGGCCUGACCAGCCCCUGCCCUGCACUGCUGGCACUGCCUGGACCGCAGAUUCGUCCACGUCCUGUCCCAAACUGUCGUGUCGUGUUGCCGUGAGUGGUUGAGCAGCUGCCAUGCCUCUCAGUGGGGGUCACAUCCUGGUGCACGUCAAGGGAGUCUUGUACAUAGUUCCAACCCCAUUACAAAGCACUUUGCAAUGUCCCAUGCACAGCUGGCACUGUUCUGCCCAGUGCUUCUGCCUCCUCUGCCUGGUGCAGAGAUUCCCAUGGGCAAAUCCUACCCAUGCCAGGGUGGCACAGCCCUAUUGACUAUCUAAAGGGUGUGAGGGAUGGGGAGGAUACAGAUGGAUAAGGUGGCAAGGCAGGGACCAGCCCUGUACCCCAGUGCAGUGGGCAGGCAGAGUCGGGAGAACGUGCAGAGCUAAGGGAUGGGUCAGGCCACUGUCCCAGCAGGAAUAUGGGGAAUAUACCUUACUUGUUGAGGGCUUAUUAGCCCUGUGGGCUUAUCUUUUAAGGGAUUGUGGCUACCUAGCUCCUUGGAGAGCAUGUUGUGCUGGCCUGUGCCUGAAGGUCACCGCAGCACUGGACAGGUUGUUACCGUCUGUUUUGCAUGAGUGUGACUUGGCCUGACUGCACCAGGCUCAACACAGUCCAGAGGCAGGACUCUGCCUCUGAACUUGCUGUACAGCAGAUGGACAGUAGCAACAGCAAUAGCACUGCUGUUGUAGAGCAGGGCGUCCAGGCACGGUUCCUGCCCUCUUGGCUGAGAGAAUUGUCAGCUUGUUGUCUGCCAGGUUCACCAGGUUCAUGCCCUGUGCAGACAGAGGCAGAGCCAACAAUGUAUCCCAAAGGACCCUGCCUCCUCCCUGCAGCGAGAACCUGCACAGGAGGGUACAGAAACGACUCACAGGCUGCAAAUGCCUGCAGGUCCCCUGCCCUGGGCUCCUUGCUGGAGUCCUGGGCACUCAGCCCUUUGGAACAGGCCUUCAUGGUGCUGUGAGAUGGGGACUGGGUGCUGGAAGGUGCCAGAUAAAUGCAGCACCCUCUGAGUGCUGAGCACCUCAGACUGGCCUGCAUGGUGCUCUGGGACAAACUGGAUGCCUGGCCUCCCUGGUGGGACUUCCCUCCUGCCUCGUGGCUGUGCUGCACAGGCUGCAGCAGAUGGUAACCUUGAUCCCGGCUCUGCCAGACCUGGCCAUGCCCUUCAAAUCCCUCUCCUAGGCAUCUCCAUGUCCCCAGAGGUCCCUACCCCAUGGGGACAUCUGCCAAGUCUGUGGCAGAGACAGAGUCUCUCCACCAGCAGCGUGGGAGAUCCCUCUAUCAUCCACGCAUGCUGGGCCCUUUCUGGCCCCAGGCAUGCCCUGCUGUGCCCGGGGUCACUGCCCUGCCAUGACCACACUGCCAGAGGUAAGGGGGUGGCCCCAGGCCUCCCUGCCUCCGGUCCACCCCAGAGCCCACCCCAGGGCAGGUCCAGGGGCAGGGGGCACAGCUGUCCAAAUCUGGCCCCACACUGCCCCAUGGCUGGCUGCAGCCCUGUGGCCUGAUUCAGAGCCAUCGUGUGUCUCUGUGGUCCUGCUCAGUUCUGUCUGUGGUGUGAAA